AUGGAACAGUUUUAUACAGAAUUAAAUAUAUUAAAGGCAAAUUUAGGUAAAAACAACACAUUAUUAACCGAUAACCGAUAUGAUGAGUUGGUAGAAAAAAUUUUAAUGCUAAAAUGUAUGAAAACGAAAAAAGAACCUCAUGAUUUUUGGUUGCUAAAAAGAUAUGACGUAUUAAUAGUACAAGAUAAUAGGAAACUAAUUUUUCCUGUCAAUGAAAAUGAAAAUAUCCUGUGUUAUAUUCGUGAAAGUGAGUUGUAUGAUGUACUAAAAAAUACUCAUUCCUCAAUUGGUCACGGUGGACGGGAUCGUAUGAUUAAAGAACUUUCCAACAAGUAUAAAAAUAUAGCUCGAAGUGUAAUAGAAUUAUUUUUGAUCUUAUGCAAACCUUGUCAACAAAAGCAAAAGGGAAUUAAAAAAGGUGUAGUUGUUAAGCUAAUGUUUUUUAACAAAUUUAAUUCACGAUGCCAAGUGGAUCUUAUUGAUUUCCAAUCGCACCCUGACGGUAAAUAUCGAUUUAGAAUGGUCUAUCAGGACCACCUGACAAAAUUUGUCAUAUUGAAACCUUUAGAAUUCAAACGAACUGAAUUACCUCAAAGAUCUUUGGCCUGA
This is a messenger RNA of Rhopalosiphum maidis (corn leaf aphid), 609 nucleotides long. RefSeq names its product KRAB-A domain-containing protein 2-like. The record is from RefSeq and is a predicted model, not a curated record. The transcript has 3 exons. Bases 1 to 609 code for a protein of 202 amino acids. Lineage: Eukaryota; Metazoa; Arthropoda; Insecta; Hemiptera; Aphididae.